ACUAUAUAUAAAAUAGAUGACCAACAAGGACCCACGGUAUAGCACAGAGAACUCAAUAUUUUGUAAUAACCUAUAAGGGAAAAUAAUCCGAAAUAUAUAUAUUACAGAAUUACUUUGCUGUACAUGUGACGCUAACACAAUUUGUAAAUUAUACCACAGCAAAAAAAAAAAAAGUUAUUAUCUAUAAAUAAAUCUAUUAUCAAAAGUGUUUAUUGGCUACUGACUGGGUGAGAUGGUGAGGAAAAAGAUCCACAUGCUUUGACAAUAUAAAUAUGUAUAGUGUAAAAGUGUGCACAAUUAUAUGUCAUUUGGAGAUAAUGUACAUAGUAAGCAUGGUAUACAGCAAAGCAGAAGAAAGUGAAUGCUAAACACACAAUUCAGGAUAAUGGCUGCUUCUUGGGGGGAGCAGGGGUCUGAGGAAGCUCCAAGGAUGUUGGUAAAGUUCUCCUGCUUAAGCCAGUUCAUGGGACAUGGUUGUUAAAUUAUUCUUUGUCCCUUUUAUAGACAUUAUAUAUAUUACGACUGAAAUAGGAAGAGCGACACAGAACCUUCUUCUUUCAUUAUUUUGUUGGAAAAAGUCUUGGGCCUCGGCAGGGUUGCAGGGGGGAAAGGGUAUUAAUGGUGAGAGACGUUCAUGUCCGAUAGACCGAGGUCCCACGGGGCACAGGUGAGGCUGUAAUACAAAAUAUGGACUGAGGAGUGGCCUUGGAGAGGAGGGGCAGAUCUGAGGAGGAAAUGGAUGUGGAUACAUAUGCAUUUGUGGGUGAACAAGAGCAAGUUGAGGUGGUUAUACCUUAUAGUCUCAAUCUUGUUGAGAAAAUGAGAGGAAAGGUUUAGGUUUGAAGGAAGCUGUGAGUUUUCAAAAACGAGCCCAUGGGAAACAGGAGGAGAAUCCUGCACACAGCAAGAAGGGCCAUUGCGUGAAGCAGAAGGUUCGGCAAGCCAUCUAAGGUAAGUGCUGAACAAAUUCACCAAAAGUAGGGAAGGAAGGGAAAUAGAGGAUAUUAAACUGUGUUUCCUUGUUGCCUGAAAAAUAAGCCAAGCUUUCAAGUCCAGAGACGCCCCCUUCACUUUAAAGUAGGCUGAAGCAGCAGCUGGUAACUGCUUCUGUUGGUGGCAUCUGUAACCUACUUCCUCCUUCCCUCACCAUGACUGAACUUUCCCUAAUCCCUUUUCAUUUCAGAAAGGGAUUUUAGAACUAGGAAGGGCCAUGGAGAUUACCUCUUCCAAAUUAUACCCAUUUAACAAACAAGGAAAUUCUGAUCCUGAGAGGUGACAUAUCUUGCUCAAAAUCAAAGUUCACAGCUAAACUUGGACUAGAACCCAGGUCUUCUGACUCAGGGGCCAAUGUUCUUUAUCUGAGCUUGAGAAAUAAUGAAACUUAGCUCAGGUUUGGUUUUCAUUCCUCAGUUCAGGAUUCCAGUAAGACCGCCUAAUUUUCAGUUUGAAAGAGGCAAUCAAAAAACGCCCAGCUCCAAUUCCAGCCCCCUCUGUGAGGCCUUCUCAGAUUCUCUGUGAGGGGUACUCACUUUCUACUCUAUGUCCCCAAGGACUGUGGUAGUUUAUCUCCUGACAUCAGUUUUUCACUUGUACAUAGCUCCCUUUUAGAUUAUAAACACCUUAAUGGUAGGGAUCCUUUCUUAUUCAAUUGAUUAUCCCCUCGGCACCUAGCACAGAGUCUUAUAUUUGAUAGGCACAUGUUGGCAGGGGUGGGGAGUGGGGGGGAUGAGACCAUAGUUUGCUUAGGAACCAAACUGAGCUCUUGUUCAUGUUCAUGGUAAUUUUGUUCCAUAUCAUCAUGAACUCAUGCUAGAAAGAGGUUCAGACUCAUUCCAGACUUACUCUUUCUGACCAUGUUCUUCUAAGCACUCACCCACAGAGAAAAAACAAUGGCAAAUUCUGAAGAAGAGUGAUGGACUUCAGAGUUGCCUAAGGCCUCUCGGGCCAGUGUAGAGCAAGGAUACACCUUGCCUCAAGUUCAGGACUAAGCAGGUCACCUCAGCCUGUUCGCAACAGAGAACUUUCAACACUGAAACUUGUGCUUCCUCUGCAUUACCAAACAGCUCACAGAACAAGGAGGGGUAUUAAACCUGUUUUUUGAAGAGUCACUGAAAGCUGAGUCAGGCACGGUUGGUUGUAUUCCAAAGUAAACACAGUCCAGAAAACACCUGAGUGUUUCUGCUGGCAAGGACAGAUUCAGAAAAUAUAAAAAACCAUGUUCUGGAGUAAAAGAAUGUGCUGUAUUCUUCCCAUAACCUAUUCUCUACUGACCAAACACACUUCCUAUUUCCAUUAAAAAACAAAACAAAACAAAAAAAAACCCUCUCAAUCACUAGCCUCUUCAAGAUGAGAUAAAGGUUCAACAGUGAUCCCCUGCCUUGGGGUCAGCUACUUAAAACAAAGGACAGCAGCCUUGCUUGGUUCAAGAAUUCUUCUUCUCCUAAGAGAGAAGCCCAAGUGUCUUCCUCAUUGAUUGGGGGAAUGGGUAUAGAGCACCAGAGAAGAGAGGAAACUAAAAUUAUAUUCUUUUUCUAGUUAGCUGCUAGACCCUUUCAAUUAAUCCUUGCAACAUCCCUGUGAGGUAGGUAUUAGUGUCCCUAUUUUAGAAGGACAGGCACUGAGAUUCAGAGAGUUUGGGGAUUUGUCCAAGGUCUUACCAGUGGAGGUAGCAAAACCAGUGUGACCCUCAAACGUUCAUGUUCUUUUUCUUACAUGACUGUAUUUCCUCUUAAAGGGAAGCUUAGGAACCCAGUUUCCUUUAGGGAAAUCUAGGCAGUAGAAGACACUCAUACCAAUAUAACCCUUGACUCACAUCUUUUCUAACUCAGGUCCAUGUGUGAGUCGGUCGAUAUCCUUUUCCAGAGAAACGUGGGCACAGAGGACCACAAUGUCUAGUUGAUUUGACUUUUAGGUGUCCUAGGACCCUGAUGGCAAACUUCAAGGGCCAUGCCCUCCCGGGGAGUUUCUUCCUGAUAGUUGGCCUGUGGUGGUCAGUAAAGUACCCCCUGAAGUACUUCUACCAAAAGGCGAAAAGCAGCCAGCUGACUCAUUACUAUCAGCGUCUCGAGAUCACUGAAGCUGCCAUCAGGACUUUGUUCUCAGUCAUCGGGAUCCUGGCAGAGCAGUUUGUCCCGGAUGGGCCCCACUUACACCUGUCCCAUGACAACAACUGGGUGAAGCUCAUGAACUGGCAGCACAGCACCAUGUACCUGUUCUUUGCGGUCUCGGGAAUCAUGGACAUGCUCACCUGCCUCCUCACCCACAUCCCCUUGGGGCUGGACAGACUGGUUAUGGCUGUGGCAGCAUUCAAUGAAGGCUUCCUCUUCUACUACCACGUCCACAACCGGCCGCCGCUGGACCAGCACAUCCACUCCCUCUUGCUGUACAUCGUGUUCGGAGGCGCUCUUGGCCUCGUCCUGGAAGUGAUCCUCCGGGACAACAUUGUGCUGGAGCUUUUCCGAACCAGCCUCAUUAUUCUUCAGGGCACCUGGUUCUGGCAGAUUGGGUUUGUGCUGUACCCGCCUUUUGGAGCACCUGAAUGGGACCAGAAAGAUCACGACAACAUCAUGUUCAUCACCAUGUGCUUCUGCUGGCACUACCUGGCGGCCCUCUGCAUUGUAGCCAUCAGCUACUCACUGGUUUUCUGCAUUCUGACUCGGGCAAAGAGGCCCGGAGAGAGAGAAAUCAUUGGGAUUCAGAAGCUGAAGUCGGGCCACACCUACCAGACGGCCCUCCUGAAUGGCUCUGACGAGGAAUAGAGGCAGCCAUCGGUCCCCAGCGGAGGUGGCGUGGCCUCUGGGCACACACAUGGUGGCAAACUAUGCAGGUCCCCUCCACUUUAAGCCUCACUGCGGUCUGCUCUCAAGAGUCUGUAUGUUUGCACCUCCUCGCUCAUCCAAGUGAAGUCUGUGUUGGGAGGGGUCUCCUUUGUGAAGAAAAGCGAGGCGAGCCUUUCCCUGUGUCUCAGGGUGAAGAGAAAUCAGACUCUGAAAGUUUCAGAAGUGACCUCAUGGAUGAAUUGAGGUUAUGAAGCCAGCAGAAUUACUGCUUCUGAUAAUUUAGCCCUUUUUCUCUCAAGAAAGCAGGUACUUUCUUAUCAGAAAUUAAGUCAAUAAUGACAGGGCCUUUUAUUAGAGCUAUAAUUCUAAUAUACAUUUUCCAAAGUAAAACAAUCCACAAGUUUUGUAUUUUAAAUGUCACUUAUUAAACAUCUUCUAACUAAUCAUAAUAUCCCAGAAUUACUGUAAUAUCACUCACUGUUGAUAAGUGACAAAGUUGGGCCAAAGGUGUUUGUUUAAUCAGGAAGCCAGUUAGUGGCUCAGCUGAGAGCUGGAACUCAGAUGUUCUGACUCCUCAAAAGCACCCUAAUGAGAGAGUGCUGACAGGAGCUCUCUAUAAUGACGUAGAGAGAAAAAUGCCCAGUUACAGAAGGCAGAGAAUAAAAAUCCUGCAAAGGAUAUGAAUCUUGAGCUAGUAAUAUAAAGUCUUAAUAACUGA
Sus scrofa (pig) is the source of this 4497-nucleotide messenger RNA. The record is from RefSeq and is a predicted model, not a curated record. NCBI's taxonomy places the organism in Eukaryota, Metazoa, Chordata, Mammalia, Artiodactyla, Suidae.